Homarus americanus (American lobster) is the source of this 3295-nucleotide messenger RNA. RefSeq lists its product as uncharacterized. The transcript is spliced from 18 exons. NCBI's taxonomy places the organism in Eukaryota, Metazoa, Arthropoda, Malacostraca, Decapoda, Nephropidae. Bases 98 to 2572 code for a protein of 824 amino acids. The record is from RefSeq and is a predicted model, not a curated record.
GGGAUUUAAAAGAGCCACCACCGUUGGGUCACAUUCAGUAGUCAAGAAUAGCCAUUGACGUGAAGAUCGUACCAAGUGAGGAACGUACAAAAUCGCCAUGAAGACACACGGAACCAGACUGACGUUGAUGGUGGUACUACUGGUGGGUGUGGUCACAACAGCACCCUCAGAUUCAGACCAAGAGGGCGUGAGCGUACUACAGCAGGAACAGCAGCUGCACGAGGGAGAAGAAGCUGCUCUUGGUAGUAACAGAGAAGAGAAAGUGUUUUUGGUGCUGUUGAAGAUCCAGCCAGACAUGUGCGUCACGUCAGACACCACCCACACGAUGGGCACGUGUCUCCCGUCCAAGGACUGCACCAGGAACGGGGGGACGUCCUCCGGAACCUGCGCUAAAGGCUACGGCGCCUGCUGUAUAGCGCAGCACACGUGCUCCCAGUCGUCAAACUACAACAACACAUACUUCGUAAACCCCAGUUACAGCGGCACGGACACGGGUACAGACGGCGCCUGUACCCUCACCAUCAACCGCGUCAACUCCAACAUCUGCCAAAUCCGCCUCGAUUUCCUCAACUUCAACCUCUCGCAGCCAGACAUCAACGGCAACUGCAACGAUGAUUUCCUGACGGUGACGCCCACCACCAGCACCGUCCCCAGGAUCUGUGGCGACAAUGACGACCAGCACAUGUACAUGGACGUGGACCCGGCAGGUGGACCAAUCAGGCUGACGGUGGAUCUCUCGUCUGCCUCCACCAUUCCCAGAUCAUGGGACAUCAAGAUCAGGCAGAUCCCUUGUGACUCCGAGUACCAGGCCCCUAGCGGGUGUCUGCAGUACUAUACGGCCACUUCCGGUACCGUCAACAGCUUCAACUUCAACAAUGCUGCACCGACGCCACCCGAAGGUACCCGUCAGCUGGCCAACCUGGACUACGGGGUGUGUAUAGAGAUGGCGCCCGGUUACUGCGGCAUCAUCUGGGAACGUAACACCACGGCCGGCAACUACAGCUUCAGCGUCAGUGGUAACGCUGAUGCUUUGGACCCCGCUAUUGCCGGUAUGCCAGACGCAGGGCAGGUGGGAGGGAACUGCACCACCGACUACGUCAUGAUACCCGGCGGCAUGACCGACACAGGAAUCAAUGCUGACAGAUACUGCGGCCUCGGCUUCCCUAACUCCGUGACGUCUACGAUGAAGCCCUUCACGCUGUACGUCCACCAGAACGAAGCGGAGGUCCCUAACGACUUCGGUAACCGUGGCUUUAGUCUCAACUACCGCCAGAUCACCAACUAUGCCAGGUCAAUUCCACGUCUCUACAGGUUGUUGGGAGUCCUGAGGUUAAACUGCAACAUCUCACAAACGACUUGGUCUCACCAGCUUGACCUUUUCACGGUGGGCGGCACUUGGAAGAGACUGGUAUGGGUGGUGGUCAUAGGUGUUGUGGUGGGCGUCGCUCUGGCCACCCCCACCACAGAGGAAGAACAACACGAAUCUCUCGAGGAGACCCAGGAACUAGAGAGUGAACACGACCGAGACGGAAAAUUGUUCGUCCUGCUGGCUCAGAUCGCCGCCAGUGAGUGUACUACCAACGACCCCAUCAGGACCCAGGGCACCUGCAUGCCUUCCAAGCAAUGUUCUAACCAGGGAGGUAAAUCCCAGGGAACCUGUGCCAAGGGACUUGGCACCUGUUGUUUAGCGACGAGGACAUGUAAUGCGGCCAGCAGCUACAAUAACACGUACUUCAUCAAUCCAGACUCCACUGACGUUGAGCUGGGCGCCUGUACACUCACCAUCAACCGCGUCAACAGCAACAUCUGUCAGAUGAGGUUCGAUUUCAUCUCCCUCGACCUCUCCCAGCCGGACAUCAACGGGGCUUGUAACCAUGACUUCUUCACGGUCACCGGCGGGGUGUCCAAGGUCCCCAUGAUCUGUGGAAGAAACAAUGGACAGCAUAUUUACUACGACGUGGACCCGAAUGGCGGCACUGUAAAGCUAACUAUAGACCGCUUUGAUAUUAGCUCCCUCAGCCGGUCAUGGGAUAUUAAGGUCACCCAGAUCGCCUGUGACUCCAGGUUCCGUGCUCCUGAAGGCUGCCUGCAGUACUACACGGCUACUACCGGCACCGUCAACAGCUUCAACUUCCUGAACACCAACACUAACACUGAUGUUAACGGCACCAGGCAAUUGGCCAACGAGGACUACGGGGUAUGCAUUAAGCGUGCUGACAACUACUGCGGCAUCAUCUGGGAGGCCAGCAAAGUGGGCGGCAACUUCGGCUUCACCGUCUCUGGCCCCGCUGACGCCAUUCAGCUCAGUCUUAUUGGUACAAUCAACACAAGCACACGCGAUGGUAACUGCACUACGGACUACGUGGUGAUCCCCGGCGGUCUGUACACCUUAGACGACGCCACCAACACCGUCCAGGCCGCCGACAGAUACUGCGGGCUCGGCUUCCCUCCCUCCGUCACCACCACUGCUCAGCCCUUCGUGUUGUACGUCAAGAGUAAUGGUAACGAGCUGAUGGAGGCCAUAAACCGUGGCUUCAGCCUUAAUUACCGACAGAUUAAGACGUGCAUGUAGUGACCAUCAGUGAGUUGACUGAGUCUCAACCUCCUCCAAACUAACUACAACCAACUCCGAGUCACAAGUUGUGUGUACAGUAUGUGGUAAACAUGUGACCUGCAUUAUACCCGUUAUCUGUCACUACUUAAGCUACUCAACAGGAGUUAACAAUUUUAGUUUCAAUCUCAACAACUACCAUUUAACUACUCUCAAUACUUAUGACCACAAUCAGUUGUUUGAUUCUGGUCUAAUGGAAAAAAGGUAAUAUUGAGUCCAGCCUUUUGUACAGAGCGAAAUCUAUCGUUCUUGCUAAAUAUUACCUCCCAAGUCACCUUAUAACAAUGGCAACAGAACACUGUUAAGAACAUUAUCGUAUUCAAGAUGUUCUGUAGUACACAGCUUAAUAGCGCUAUGAAGGGAACCACAUUUAACAUCGCCAGAAAAAAUAAAGUCUUCAUGCAUCCAUGAUCCUCACUGUUUCAGGGUAACCACAGAUGAAUAUGCUAAGAUGUAACAAAUACAAAAUAUCCGUCACUCUGCUAACAUGGACGAAUCGCGCGCCUCCUGGUAGUGUGCUACUAGGCUGCCAGGUGGCCUACCCUCAUAUUUUUCUCUCGUUGUGCACUUAUAAAACUGAUUGUUAUUUUAUGUAACUAUGUAAUUCUUAAUAAAUCAUACAUGAGUCUUUGUAUAAAAAACACUGCCUGUAUGUAGAUAUAUAUCAAUAAAUUAUUGUACAGA